AUGAAUUCUUACUUCACAUUAAACAACGGUCAUAAAAUCCCUAAACUUGGACUUGGAACAUGGAUGUCAGCAAAUGGAGAAGUUGCAAAAGCAGUUGAGAUUGCUAUUAAGAAUGGAUACCGACAUAUUGAUUGUGCAAAGAUAUAUGGAAAUGAGAAAGAAGUUGGAGAUGGGAUUAAGAGUGCAAUAGAAAAGGGAUAUGUUAAGAGAGAGGAGUUGUUUGUUACAACAAAAUUAUGGUCUACAGAUAAACAUAAAGAAGAUGUUAAACCAGCAUUUGAAGAAGGAUUAGUUAGGUCUAUUGGAGUAUCUAAUUUCAAUAUUAACAAGUUAAAAGAGUUAUUAAGUAUUGCUAAAAUCCAACCAGCAGUUAAUCAAUUUGAAUUCCAUGUUUAUUAUCAACGACCAAAAUUACAUCAAUUUUGUAAAGAGCAUAAUAUUCAUAUUACAGGAUAUUCCCCAUUAGGAAAUCCAGGAUAUGGUUCAACAGUACCAGCACCAUUUGAGAAUGAAGUUGUUAAGAGCAUUGCAAAAAAGCACAACAAGAAAGCAACACAAGUUUGUAUUAAAUUCACUAUUGCAAAUGGAAGUUCAGUGAUUCCUAAAUCAGUUCAUGAAGAAAGAAUCAAAGAAAAUGGAGACAUAUUUGACUUUGAACUUGACGAAGAUGAUAUGGAGAAAUUGAGAGAGUUAGAUAAGAACAUGAAGGUAUGUGAUGUUUCAUUUUAUUUAACCGAAGAAAGAAAAAGAAAAGAAUUUUGGGAUGAUGAAUAA
Molecule: messenger RNA, 774 nt
Organism: Entamoeba dispar SAW760
Lineage: Eukaryota; Evosea; Mastigamoebida; Endamoebidae
Product: NADPH-dependent alpha-keto amide reductase, putative
Exons: 2
Coding region: 1-774 (257 amino acids)
Cellular component (GO): cytosol
Molecular function (GO): aldose reductase (NADPH) activity
Source: RefSeq, a predicted model, not a curated record